AUGGGCGCUGUGCCCCCCGGCAAUGCUCGCCUCAACGAGCUGCUGGAGCAGAUCAGGGCCGAGUUCGACAGCCAGCAGCGCCAGACUGAGAACUUUGAGCAUCAGAUCUCAGCGCAGGUCAGCGAAAUGCAGCUGGUGCGAGAAAAGGUCUACGCCAUGGAGCAAACCCACAUGACGCUCAAACAAAAAUACGAGGAGGAGAUCAACAUGUUGCGGCAUCAGCUCGAGGUCGCUCGCAAGGGAGCUCCGCAAGCAGGCCUCCAGGGCCCUCCUCAGCACGCUGGGCCCUCCCAGCAGCCUCCCUCGAUUGCGCCUGGGAACAACCUCUUUGGCGGCAUCAUUGGCAACCCGGGAGGCCUUGCGCCGCCUCAGCCCCAGGCUCCUCCCCAGGAGCAGCAGAUGGGCCCUCACCACCACCAGAUGGCCCAAGGCCCUCCGGGACUGCCCGCUCCCCCCCCGCACCCCAACGCGCCGCAGCAGCAACAGCAGCAGCAGCCGCCGCAGCAGCCUCCGUACCAGCAGGCCUAUCCUCAAGGCCCCAAUGGCAUGGGCCCUCAGCCUCCGCCAAGCACGGCCUCGCCUGGUCCGGGCCGACGAGCCAUUGGCCGCCCGCCGAACGCUGUCGGGCCUGCGACGCCCCAGAUCAACACCCCCGUGCCGUAUCCCGGCAAUGCCCAGUCUCCGCAAGUGAGCCACCCGACUCCCGACCACGCUCGCAUGGGCGGCCCCCGAGCCCCUCCCCCUCCCAUCAGCAAUGCCCUCGGUGAUCUCGAGGUCGACGCCGUCGCCCCCCACAACAAGAAGACGGGCAACGACUGGUACGCCAUCUUCAACCCGCAGGUCCAGCGCGUCCUGGACGUCGACCUGGUCCAUUCCCUGACCCACGAGAGCGUCGUCUGCUGUGUCCGCUUCAGCCAUGACGGCAAGUAUGUCGCCACGGGCUGCAACAAGUCGGCCCAGAUCUUUGACGUCCAGACGGGCGAAAAGGUCUGCGUCUUGGAGGACCAUAACGCCACCGACAUGGCUGCCGACCUCUACAUUCGCAGCGUCUGCUUCAGCCCCGACGGCCGAUAUCUGGCUACCGGUGCCGAAGACAAGUUGAUUCGGGUGUGGGAUAUUGCCACUCGAACCAUCCGCAACCACUUCUCGGGCCACGAACAGGACAUCUACUCGCUUGACUUUGCGCGCGACGGCCGCACCAUCGCUUCGGGCAGUGGCGAUAGGACCGUCCGUUUGUGGGAUAUUGAGCAAGGCACCAACACCCUGACGCUGACGAUAGAGGAUGGCGUCACCACCGUUGCCAUUUCUCCCGACACGCAGUUCGUCGCCGCCGGCUCGUUGGACAAGAGCGUUCGUGUCUGGGACAUCAUGACGGGCUUCCUGGUCGAGCGUCUGGAGGGACCCGAUGGGCACAAGGACAGCGUGUACUCGGUGGCGUUUUCGCCCAACGGCAAGGACCUGGUCAGCGGCAGUCUGGAUCGCACGAUCAAGAUGUGGGAGCUUAGCUCGCCUCGCGGCCCUCCCAGCUCCGGUACCAAGGGCGGCAAGUGCGUCAAGACGUUUGAGGGCCACCGAGACUUUGUCCUGUCCGUUGCGCUGACCCCCGACGCCAACUGGGUCUUGUCCGGCUCCAAGGACCGCGGUGUCCAGUUCUGGGACCCCCGCACGGGCACGACGCAGCUCAUGCUUCAGGGACACAAGAACUCUGUUAUUUCGGUAGCUCCUAGCCCCCAGGGCGGCUACUUUGCGACUGGUUCCGGUGACAUGAAGGCUCGCAUCUGGUCUUACCGCCCUUAUUAG
This is a messenger RNA of Trichoderma citrinoviride, 1800 nucleotides long. RefSeq names its product WD40 repeat-like protein. The coding region runs from base 1 to 1800 and encodes 599 amino acids. The transcript has 4 exons. The record is from RefSeq and is a predicted model, not a curated record. Gene Ontology annotation, molecular function: protein binding. NCBI's taxonomy places the organism in Eukaryota, Fungi, Ascomycota, Sordariomycetes, Hypocreales, Hypocreaceae.